Molecule: messenger RNA, 3118 nt
Organism: Spinacia oleracea (spinach)
Lineage: Eukaryota; Viridiplantae; Streptophyta; Magnoliopsida; Caryophyllales; Amaranthaceae
Exons: 5
Coding region: 399-2756 (785 amino acids)
Biological process (GO): proteolysis
Molecular function (GO): serine-type peptidase activity; dipeptidyl-peptidase activity
Source: RefSeq, a predicted model, not a curated record
UUCCCAAUAAUUCUUCAAUCUCUCCUUCACACCCCUCUCUCUCUCUCGCCUCCUGAAUCUAUAUCUUUCUCAGGAAGCAAUUACAACCCUUUUGCACUUCAAAUCAACUUUCGAAAAAGUCGAUACUUUCAAUUGGGAAUUCUCUAAUCUCAAUCAAAUUCAAUUCAAUUUUUCAAUCAAAUGCCCCCAAACCCAAUCUUCCUGCAACAAAACCCUUAGAAUAUCACCUUUCAAUACCAUUUUUCUGCAAAUUUUCACAAUUUCAAUUAAUACCAAUCAUAAAUAAUCCCCAAUUCUUUCAAUUCCUAUUGAUUUUUCAAAAACCCAUUUGUUAAAUCAUUCAAAAAAUCAUCCUUUUUAUUCUUUCUGGGGUUAAUCACUGUUCAAAUGUGUCUGUAAUGCACCCAGUUGGAACUAAGGCUGGGAGAAAGAAUACCCUCAAACGUUCUAGAUCAUUGUCAUUAGAUAUGCCUGCAACUGUUACAACUGAUAAUUCCAUGGUUUCCCAGAAAUUUGCUGUUGAUGAUGACGAUAGUGGCGAAAUCCCUUUAUUUUCUGUUGAGGAAAUUGUGCAAUACCCAUUGCCUGGUUAUGUCGCACCUACAUCACUUAGUUUUAGCCCAGAUGAUAAUUUAAUCACUUAUUUAUUUAGUCCUGAUCAUAGUUUGAGCAGGAAAGUUUUCAGCUUUAAUCUGGAAACUGGUAAGCAUGAGUUGGUGUUUAGCCCUGUUGAUGGUGGGCUUGAUGAGAGUAACAUCUCAGAGGAGGAGAAAUUGAGGAGAGAAAGAGCUAGGGAGAGGGGUUUAGGCGUGACGCGGUACGAAUGGGUUAAGAUGUUAUCAUCAAAGAAGAAGAUUAUCAUGGUGCCUUUGCCUGAUGGGGUCUAUUUGUAUGAUCUCUCUUCUUCAAAAGUUGAUCUAAAGCUUCAAAAAACACCUAGUUCUCCUAUUAUUGAUCCACAUCUUUCUCCAGAUGGUAAUAUGCUCGCUUUUAUAAGAGGCUAUGAGCUCCAUGUUUUCGAUAUCCUGUACAACAAAGAGAAGCAAUUAACAUUUGGUGCGAAAGGAAGUAUUUUAACUCACGGUCUUGCAGAAUACAUCGCUCAGGAGGAAAUGGAUCGCAAGAAUGGUUACUGGUGGUCAGCGGACAGCAAGUUUAUUGCAUUUACACAAGUUGAUUCUUCUGAGAUUCCGCUGUAUAGAAUCAUGCAUCAAGGUAAAAGUUCAGUUGGUCCUGAUGCACAAGAAGAUCACGCUUAUCCGUUCGCCGGAGCUUCAAAUGUAAAAGUUAGACUUGGUGUAGUGUCUAUUGCCGGAGGUCCUAUCACAUGGAUGGAUCUUCAUUGUGGUGGAAAUGACGACGAAGAAUAUUUGGCUAGAAUUAACUGGAUGCCAGGAAACAUUCUCAUUGCUCAGGUUUUAAACAGAGCUCAAACAAGGUUAAAAGUUCUCAAAUUUGAUAUUAGGACAGGUCAAAGGAAAGUUCUGAUGGUUGAGGAGCACGAUAAGUGGGUGAAUUUGCAUGAUUGUUUUACACCACUUGACAAAUCAGUAAGUGGUGGUUCGGGUGGAUUUCUUUGGGCCAGUGAAAAGACAGGGUUCCGUCAUCUUUACUUACACGACGUUGAUGGACAUUGUCUCGGGCCUAUAACAGAAGGUGAUUGGAUGGUUGAACAAAUUGCCGGAGUUAACGAGGCAACAGGUGUUCUGUAUUUUACCGGAACUGUAGAUGGACCUUUGGAGUCUAACCUUUACUCUGUUAAAUUGGUACCCAAUAGGUCCGGCCCGCUACAGGCCCCUGUUAGAUUGACACAUGGCAACGGUAAACACAUUGUUGUACUUGAUCAUCAGAUGCAGAGAUUUAUUGAUAUUCAUGAUUCUUUAACUUCUCCGCCGAAAGUUGUCUUGUGCUCUUUACGUGAUGGAAGCUUAAUCACAACACUGUAUGACCAACCAUCUGGAGUUCCAAGAUUCAAGAGGCUCAAACUUGAACCCCCGGAAAUCGUCCAGAUUAAAGCAGAUGAUGGGACUGUAUUAUAUGCUUCGAUGUAUAAACCUGAUGAAACAAGAUUUGGUCCACCACCUUAUAAAACUAUGAUAAGUGUUUAUGGUGGUCCAAGUGUGCAGCUUGUGUCUGACUCAUGGAUUAAUGCCGUUGACAUGAGAGCUCAGUACCUUAGGAGUAAGGGCGUCUUGGUUUGGAAGCUAGACAACCGAGGAUCAGCUCGCCGUGGACUAGACUUUGAAGCAGCCGUAAAGCACAGAUUCGGCCGCCUCGAUGCCGAGGACCAACUAGCCGGUGCUCAAUGGCUAAUCAACAAGGGACUAGCAAAACAGGGCAGCAUCGGCCUCUACGGGUGGAGUUACGGUGGGUAUCUUUCAGCCAUGACAUUAGCCAGAUUCCCCGAGGUCUUUACCUGUGCUGUUGCGGGGGCCCCAGUUACUUCUUGGGACGGUUACGACAGUUUCUACACUGAAAAGUACAUGGGAUUACCCUCGGAAAACUUAGCAGGCUAUGAGUUUGGCUCGGUAAUGCACCAUGUUCGUAAUGUCAAAGGGAAGUUGCUAUUAGUUCACGGUAUGAUUGAUGAAAAUGUUCACUUCAGGCAUACUGCUAGGCUUGUGAAUGCAUUUGUGUCUGCAGGUAAACCUUACGAGCUUCUUAUUUUCCCGGAUGAGAGGCAUAUGCCUCGCCGUUUGAGGGAUCGGAUUUAUAUGGAGGAGAGGAUCUGGGAAUUCAUACAGAGGAACCUCUGAAAUUCCUGGAUUCUUAUUUUGUGGAAAAACCCUAUUUAUUUGGAUGAUAAUUACCCUCCCUCCCCACAUUUCCCCUCCUUGUUCAUUCAUAGUUUUUCUGUUUCUUUCCUGGAGUUAGUUUCCCGUUUCUUUUUUCUUUUAUGAUGGGAAGGCGGUAUAGAGAACGAGUUUUUUCCCCGUUUGUUUUAGGGGAAAUAGUAAAUUUCUUGUGGUAAUAAACCCUUAAUUUAGUGUUUUCCCCAUCGAUUUUUCGUUUGUAGAAUAGUUUGGUAAACUAGAGGUUACUACUUUUCUUCCCUGUAAUAUUGUAAAAAUAUUGCCUUCAAGUUUUGGCCUUGUGUUUUGCUGGGUUUUUACAAGCA